Molecule: messenger RNA, 2110 nt
Organism: Oreochromis niloticus (Nile tilapia)
Lineage: Eukaryota; Metazoa; Chordata; Actinopteri; Cichliformes; Cichlidae
Product: olfactory receptor 52D1
Exons: 1
Coding region: 922-1857 (311 amino acids)
Biological process (GO): detection of chemical stimulus involved in sensory perception of smell; G protein-coupled receptor signaling pathway
Cellular component (GO): membrane
Molecular function (GO): odorant binding; G protein-coupled receptor activity; olfactory receptor activity
Source: RefSeq, a predicted model, not a curated record
AUAUAUAUAUAAAAUCAUAUUGUAAUGUAGGCUACUUCACAUAUUUCUCUUUUCCUCUAAAUCUACAGUGUAGAUGUCUGAACAUCAUGUAGGAGCAGUGACUCCUCCUCUCUUUGCUGUUUUUUUAAAACUACCUCUUUCAUUGAGGCAUUUCAUUUUACGAACACACACUGGUCCACUUUAAAUUAAAAAAAGGUUCCCUCAUCCCCAAUAAACACAGAAUCAAAAGAUUUAUUUUUUUUGUAAUAGAAUGAUUAUAUUGAAUAAUAAUCAGCAGAUUUAUCAUUGUUUCUACCCAGUUUCUAUGUGCUUACAGAUAAUCUUGAAAAACUGAUAAAAUGAUGACAGCUGAGGUGUUGAUGUGUUGUUCACAUUUGUGUACAAGGGAUUUAUCCUUGAUAACUCCCUUGUGAGGCAGUGGUUAAGACCAUGCGAAUCUAAAGAUGAGCUUUAAGAUAACACCUAAUACUCCAGAGAGCUGCGUGCUGUUCAGAGUCAUGUCUAUAAAGCCUUUAAUCCCCAUGAAUCUUUUACUAGGUUUUCAAGGCCAGCACUGACAUAACUGGCUAAAGAUGAGUGCUUUGUGCGUAUGUACAAUGUUGUGCAUAUGUACAAUGUUUUUUCUCCUUUGAAGCGAUUGACUGCUAUAUAUAUGUGUUCUAUGUGUUUUCAUUUUAAUUUAAGGUCAAAACAUUCUAAGUUGUUUUUCUGAGUGCAAAUUAUAUGACGUGAAAUUUAUAUGGAGUUCUUUGGAGAAGGAGGUUAGAGUUUGUUGAUUAUAACAGAAAUGUAACAUUUAAUGCUAUGUCUUCUUUUUAUAUAUUUUCUAUUAUGUCCUUUGAGGUACGUAAAUAUUGUCUUGCUCAUUAGCAAAUAAGCGAUGAUUGACUUCUCAAUUUUAUAGUGUGAAAAAGCUACAAAAUGUACAACCAAUAUAACACAUCCUCUUUUUUACAGAUGAAAGGCUUUAAUCUCUCUUCUGAGAGUGUUAUUCCUGCAUUUCUUUUUGCAACUCUGAGUUACAUGAUCAUACUAUUUUGCAACCUUACUCUGAUCCUCACCAUUGUGCUGAAUAAAUCCCUGCAUCAGCCAAUGUACCUAAUUCUGCUGAAUCUUCCUAUUAAUGACCUUAUAGGUUCAUCGGCUCUCUUUCCACAGCUCAUCAAAGAAAUACUGAGAAACAGUGGGAUAAUGCAAUACUCAGCUUGUGUUGCUCAAGCUUUCUUUAUCCAUAUAUAUGCAGCAGGCACUGUGUUCAAUCUGAGUGCAAUGGCAUAUGAUAGAUACAUUGCCAUAUGUUACCCACUGCAGUACAGUACUGUGAUGACUAAUGCCCAUAUCAUGAGAAUAAUCACCAUUGUAUGGAUGAGUUGUUUAGUUUUAAUUGCUGUGCUUUUUUUCUUACUUUUGCGUUUGCCUCGUUGUCGAUCUGAAAUGACAAACCCCUAUUGUGAUAAUGCAUCUCUGUUGACUUUGGUCUGUGCUGACACAACUAUUAACAAUAUCUAUGGGCUUUUGAUAAGUGCGUUUUCACAAUUGGUGGCUAAUGGAAUUGUUUUGUAUACAUAUCUCCGGAUCCUCAUAGCAUGCUUUAGAUCUAAACGAUCAGAUACAAAAGCCAAAGCUCUGCAGACAUGUGCUACACAUCUGAUUGUUUUUCUCUUGUUGGAGUGUCUUGGUCUUUUCACUAUCAUAUCAUAUAGACUAAGUAAUGUUUCACCCCAUUUCAGAAGAUUUAUGGGUUUGUCAACUUUAAUUUUCCCCCCAACACUGAAUCCAAUCAUCUAUGGUUUGAAAACAAAGGAAAUUCGAGAAAAGGUGUUGAACUUUUUAAAGAAUAGGAUGUUUUCAUCUUAAUGCACUCUUUCAAAAGAAUCUGAUGUAGCAUGCUGAAACAUUUUAAAUGUUUUAUUUUCCCUUAUUUAUCCUGCUGUCUGACAUUAAUUCAGUCACUCUGUUGAGUCUUUUAAAAAAUUGCUGAUUAAGUUUUCUGAUGACAGAUAUUGUAAUGCUUUUUUUUAAAAAGAAUGUAGGUUAUUACUUUAUUUUUUACUUAUUGCUUGUCAUUAUAUUCUUUUGCAUAAAAAGUAAAUGGAAACUGCCAAUUACA